This is a messenger RNA of Planococcus citri (citrus mealybug), 2748 nucleotides long. RefSeq names its product pancreatic triacylglycerol lipase-like. Gene Ontology annotation, molecular function: lipase activity. Bases 486 to 2114 code for a protein of 542 amino acids. The record is from RefSeq and is a predicted model, not a curated record. Lineage: Eukaryota; Metazoa; Arthropoda; Insecta; Hemiptera; Pseudococcidae. The transcript has 10 exons. Gene Ontology annotation, biological process: lipid catabolic process.
AUUGACCGUGUACCUUGCGUUAAAACACCUAGACCAUUGGUGGGAUACGACUACGAGAGAGGAAUACCCUCUGAUAUUUGAACCGGUGCGGUGUUUAAGCAUCCGAGUAAUGUAAACUUGGGUCAGUGUAGAAUUUUGUUUAGUGAAAGUAUGUUCAACUUAUCCGUUUGCAGUUUCAUUUACGAGUCGAGAAUAAUCAGUUCAUUCCUCUCAUUACAUAAUCGACGUAUAUUUGUUAUUCAUUAAGCGGGCAUGUCAUAUUUCCUGGAGCGUAUGUGUCGGUGUCGCCGAUAAACGUUUCGUCGUUUUUAUGAAAACUUCCGAUUAAAAGGUUUUCACUUAUUAAGAGUGAUUUUCAUCGAGAAAAAUCACUGGUUCGGUGCUCGGUGUUGUGAUGUGUAUAGGUACCUAUUUCGAACGUGAGACGACUUGAGAAUUAUUUUCUUAAACGUUUAUUGGACGUCUUGUUUCCGUACUUUGAAAAUAUGUUGCUAUCGUCGUUGAAAGUUUGUAGAACUGUGUUAUGGUCGUGUUUUUAUUUAAUAUUUCUAAUCUACGGUGCACAUUCUUCGAAUAAAACCGAAGAUGCAGACCUGCACCCGGCUACGUUAUUAGGCCAAAGAGCCGCCCAAUUGAUAAAAAAUCGUUUGCUUCGAAGACAAGAAAGGAUACAGCUGCGAUCUCGAGAAGUAUGCUAUGAUAUGGUUGGUUGCUUUCCGAUGCCUCGAUCUCAAAUUUCUCCGCUGAAGAAACCUCCACAACCUCCUGAAGCUGUUGACACGAAAUUCAUACUCCUGACUAGGAAUUUCAUAGAAACCAACAUCACCAAUUUGCUGAAAUACGGCGAUAACCAGAAGUCGUUACUUGAUGCGAAUUUAGACAUUUCGCUGCCAAUAAAACUGAUUGUUCAUGGAUUCAAAGGAAGUGGACAGGAUAGAGGAGCGAUAGAAAUAGCUACUUCUUUUUUAGAUGUGGAAAAUGCGAAUAUAGUGCUUGUGGACUGGCAUAAAGGAGCUGCAGGUCCUUCGUAUAUUUCUGCAGCAGCCAAUACUCAGCUAGUAGGAAGGCAGUUAGCGUUGUUGAUAAUGGAACUGUUAUCUCACGGUGCAGAUGCAUCUCAAAUGCAUAUUAUAGGAUUUAGCCUUGGAGCUCAUAUAGCAGGUUACGCCGGACGAGCCAUACAAAAAGUUCGCGUUAAAAUUGGAAGAAUAACAGGAUUGGAUCCAGCAUCGCCGUUAUUCAGGGAAUUACUUUCGUCGUCGUUAUCUCCGUUGAAUAAAAAUGAUGCUAAAUUUGUCGAUAUUAUUCAUACCGACGGAGCUCGAUUUCUGACCGAAGGACUCGGCAUAUUUAAGCCGAUCGGUCAUGUGGAUUAUUUUCCAAAUGGAGGAUUUGAUCAGCCUGGCUGUAAUCAUGUUAGAGGGGCGGUUUUAGUCAGUCAUCUUGGAAAUUCGCUGAAUACGAGCUUGGUAUGUAAUCAUUUACGAGCUUGGCAAUUAUUUCUGGAGAGUUUGAAAUCGGAAAAAACCGGUUGCGAAUUUUUCUCUUUUCCUUGUCCCGGUGGCUGGAACAGUUUCGAGAAAGGAAAUUGUUUUCCGACUGACUGCGCUGAUCAAUCUUGUGGUAAAAUGGGUUAUCAUGCAGCUGAGUCCAGAUUCCUAGGACCUUUAUUCUUAGCAACGAGAGAUUCUAGUCCGUUCUGUGGUCAUCAACUGAAAGCUUCGGUUCUUUUAUCGAAAGAAAUGGCCAGUUUACGAGCAUACAUGCAACUUUCUCUUCUGACUGAACAGGAUAAUACUCAUUUUCAGCUUUACUCAGACUUUCGCGAUGAAUUACAAGGUGGAUAUAUCCUACAUGGCAUAGGUACUGCUCCAUUCGGCGCGAUACAUCCAGAAAAAACACCAUCACUUAUCGUCCAUAUUAGUUGUUAUAAAUUAGCUCAAAAACAAACAACAAAAAGAAGUGCAAUCCAGAAUUACGUAGCAAUAGACGAAGUAGUCAUACGAGAUAUUUAUGGUCAUUUUUGGCGGUAUUAUAAUAUCAGCACACCUUUGUAUAAUGUGAAUGGAACUAACGUUGAAGCAGUGACAGUUGAACUGCAAUUAACUAACUGAUGUCUUUAGAGCAGAAUCAAAUCGAAUAUCGAUGCAGUAUUUUUUGUUUUUUUUUUAAAUAAUAACUUUUUUCGUGAAUAUUAUUCCUAUCUAUUUCAUUGUUUUAUAUUUACAUACCAAUAUAAGUACUAUUUUUUUCAUUCGUGUAUGUAGUUGUAGAAUUAGAACAAUAAUAGGAUGAAAUAAUUACACAUUCAUUAAAGAGUCUAGAUGUGCUACUCUAUUAGAAAUAUGUACGUAGGUACCUAGUUUCAUUUUUUUUUUUUUUGAAUAUUUUUAAUCCCAACAUUUUAUGUAAAUAUGAAUCAUUUUUGUACUGUGAAAUUUAAUUUAAGUAACUGUGAUGUAAAAUAUUAAUGUUACACAAUUGUGAGAAUUAUUCAUUUUUUUAAAUCGCAUUUUGUAACUAUUAAGGUAAACCUAAUGUACUAGGUAAUUUUUGAAAACUGAUGUGUUAACACAGGUAAGCUGAAUCGAAUUGAUGAUGAUGAUGUAAUGAUGAAUUGAUGGUGAAUUUAUAAAUGUACGAUAGUUGAUGAAUUCCUGUUAUACCUAGAUGUAUGUAUUUAAAUCAAAAGGAAUCGUCUUAAUGCAGUUCCAAAAUCUUUUAUUAAUAAAAAAAUAUUUCGAUGUU